Molecule: messenger RNA, 306 nt
Organism: Gongylonema pulchrum
Lineage: Eukaryota; Metazoa; Nematoda; Chromadorea; Rhabditida; Gongylonematidae
Source: the annotation of a GenBank genome assembly
AUGGUGAGAGCGUGCUUCACUGAUUGUACAGACGCUGAACAUACUCUUCAGCUGUCGAUGCAACGUAUCAAAAAGGAAUAUGAGAAGGACAAAGCAAAAGCGGAGAAAGAGUUCGAAGAGCGGUUGAGCGAACUCAUGGAAACAAUGCUACAGGAAUGUGAGGAAGAGCGCAGGAAAGCCGAGCUCGAGAGUCACAAUUCGGACAUUGCCAGCACGCCAGUUGCUGAUUAUCCGAACAAAAAGAGUCUCCGGAGGUGCACCAGUUUCUUUUUGCCGAAAUUGCUGGGCACUUGGGCUUCCUGUUAG